AUGCACCUUCAUGGCUGUAAGAGGGAGGCGCUGGAUACUCGGACACUCGUGCCCGCUGCUCCAUUGCAGUGCAUACGGAUGCCUUGGGCGUCUUCGGGGAUGAAGAUGGCCGAGGGUAGGCGCAAUUGGCUCAGUUGCACUCGCAACUCAAUCGCCACCAGGCUUUGCCUUCAGAGCGCAUUGCCGGAAAGUGAGCUGCUCAUCCUUCGCCCUGGAUUUUUAGACAAAAGCAUUGGAGGGAUAGAGAAUCUCUGGUGUCCCCAGCAACGCACAGUUUCCUCGGAUCAUUACAAUAAGAUCUGCAGUGUGCAAUCGGCAACCCAGCAACAGGGAAAUCUCGCAAUGGGAUUCUCAACACUGCGCAUCGCUAUUCUCGGCCUUACUCUACUCGUGAGCACCACUUCGGCUACCAUCAGUCUUUCGAACUUCACACCACGGAUCGACAAUCUUCCCGCGCAAUGCGCAACUGUAUACACUACCAACAUCGAAGGCUGCGUUGCUGGUGACUUUUCUUCCACAGACGGAUCCACGCCCAUCUGUAGUGAAGCAUGCCUUCAAGGUCUCGCCAAGAUUCAGAAUGCUGUGUCUCAGAGCUGUGCGGGUGUUGAUGUCGGCGAGACUUCCAUCAUUGGCGUUUUCCAGAACGGCCUUGGGUUGAGGGCGCUGUGCCCGGCUGGCACAGUCACAUCGCAAAGUUCAAGUACAACUAAGACUACCACUACAAAAGUGUCUGUCCCCCCUCGGAGCAGCGCAGGUGCGACGACAACCACGUCAUCAGCCGAGUCGGUACGGCCAAGUGGAGUUGCGUCCGCAUCAUCGCCACCGGGGACAGAGGAUGCGCAAUCAUCAAGUCUUUCAGGCUCGAGGCCAUCGCUGGACACGUUCACGACAUCGGCGCAAGCAACAAACGUAGCGCCGUCUUCGACAGCACGCGCGAGCACGACCCGGGCUCCCAGCAACCAGCUCUCCAACACAGGAUCUGGCGGCGGAUCACCUUUCGAUGUUGUCGCGGUUGCCUCGUCCUCACAAUUAAAGAUGUUGAACAUGACUGUGGCAUCACUCAUUGCGACAGCAGUCUUGUUCUUUGCAUGUGCUUGA
Messenger RNA from Plenodomus lingam JN3, 1098 nucleotides. The record is from RefSeq and is a predicted model, not a curated record. Lineage: Eukaryota; Fungi; Ascomycota; Dothideomycetes; Pleosporales; Leptosphaeriaceae.